Messenger RNA from Sander lucioperca (pikeperch), 5926 nucleotides. RefSeq names its product protein EFR3 homolog B. Lineage: Eukaryota; Metazoa; Chordata; Actinopteri; Perciformes; Percidae. The coding region runs from base 468 to 3092 and encodes 874 amino acids. The record is from RefSeq and is a predicted model, not a curated record. Gene Ontology annotation, biological process: protein localization to plasma membrane. Gene Ontology annotation, cellular component: plasma membrane. The transcript has 23 exons.
AGAUGUUUUUUAAUGAGAGAGGCGCACACAGAGAGCAGAGCUGCUAUUGAAUAAGGACUAAUCGCUAAUCUCUUCGAUAAUACGGCCAAUCUUCCUAUGCACUAAGAUAAAUUACUAAGAAGCCUCAAGACCGGGACAUACAAGCUGGUGUUCAGCAGGGACUCUAAGUGAAUUUGGAUGUUUGUUGGUGUGAAACUUUACACAGAAGUUGGAGUUGGUCUUUCUGUUCAGGCUUGACUAAGGGAAAGUGUAUGUUUGCGUCUGUCUAAUGUUUAUUGCUGCCAAGCUGGGGAGUUGAGGAUGUGAGUGAGUACAUUUUGAAUAGCUUAUCUAUGAAAGAAUUGUGAAUUUGAUGGCGGUUAAAUUUUUUUUUUGAGUGUUGGUAGGCUUACUUUUCAAACGUUUAUUGGAUAUAUUACAACGAGAAAAUCUGAGAUUUUUAGUCUGCUGCUUGUCGUGUUGCGUGUAUGUUUUGGGCUUUGGUUAGGAGGUUUUCUGUCUAUAAAAGGAGUAGUGUGUGUCUGAGUGUGUGUGUUUGUGGGUUGUUGUGUGCUUGUUUGCCUGCCAUGCCCUUGCCUGAGCCUGAUGUCCCGGCCUCUCAGAGGCUGGCACUGGACUGUCGUACCCUUCUGGACCAUCGCAUUGGCAAGGGGGUUUGUGGUUGUUGCGGGGCGCUCAGGCCUCGGUACAAGAGACUGGUAGACAACAUCUUCCCAGAAGACCCAGAGGAUGGGCUGGUGAAGGCCAACAUGGAGAAGCUGACAUUCUAUGCCCUGUCAGCUCCAGAGAAGCUCGACCGUAUCGGAGCCUACCUGUCUGAGAGAUUGUCAAGGGAUGUGGCCCGACACAGAUAUGGGUAUGUGUGCAUAGCCAUGGAAGCCCUGGACCAGCUGCUGAUGGCCUGCCACUGCCAGAGCAUCAACCUGUUUGUGGAGAGUUUCCUCAAGAUGGUGCGCAAGCUGUUGGAGUCAGACAAACCCAGCCUGCAGAUCCUAGGAACCAACUCUUUUGUGAAGUUUGCCAACAUAGAAGAGGAUACACCAUCGUACCACCGCAGUUAUGACUUCUUUGUGUCGCGCUUCAGUGAGAUGUGCCACUCUAGCUACGAGGACCCUGACAUCCGUACUAAGAUCCGCAUGGCAGGUAUCAAGGGCCUGCAGGGCGUGGUGAGGAAGACUGUGAAUGAUGAGCUGCAGGCCAACAUCUGGGACCCUCAGCACAUGGACAAGAUCGUCCCCUCUCUGCUUUUCAACCUGCAGAGUGGAGUGCGCACAGAGAGCCGCUCCCCCUCUCCGCUGCAGGCGUCGGAGAAAGAGAAGGAAAGCCCGGUGGAGCUGACGGAGCGCUGCUUCAGGGAGCUGCUGGGACGAGCCGCCUACGGCAACAUCAAGAACGCCGUCACGCCCGUGCUGAUGCACUUAGAUAACCAUUCUCUAUGGGAGGGGAAGACCUUUGCAGUGCGUUGCUUUAAAAUCAUCAUGUACUCCAUCCAGUCCCAGCACUCUCAUUUGGUAAUCCAGCAGCUUCUCGGUCACCUGGAUGCUAACAGCAAGAAUUCAGCCACAGUGCGUGCUGGGAUAGUGGAAGUUUUGCUGGAGGCAGCCGCCAUUGCAGCCAGCGGCUCUGUAGGUCCCACAGUGUUGGAGGUGUUUAACACCCUGCUGCGGCAGCUCCGUCUGAGUGUGGACUACGAGUUGACCGGCUCCUACGACGGCAACAUCGGCACCAAGAUCAUCAAAGCUCACGAGGAGAGGCAGCUGCAGGAGGCUGUCAUCAGGACCAUUGGUUCAUUCGCCAACACUCUACCGACAUACCAGAGGUCAGAGGUCAUGCUCUUCAUCAUGGGCAAGAUCCCUGUCCCUGGGAUUCACCCAGCUCUGCCCUCCGCAGGCUCUGGGCCUGAGGGUACCAGGAUGAUUCAGAUUAUGUUACUUAAAUCCUUGGUCCAGGUGACGGCAGGUUUCCAGACCACCAACAUGCUGACGGCGCUGCCCAACUCUUUCCUGGAGCCGUUGCUGUCCUUCUCUCUCACAGAGGAUCCAGAAAUCCGGCUGCUGGUUCUCCAGAUCCUUCUCAGUCUGAUCGACAGGCACGACAACAUGCCCAAGUUCACCAACAUAAGCAUCAUCUCAGACAUCUCUGUGCUCAAGCUUAAAGUUGACAAGUGUUCCAGACAGGACAACUUAUUCAUGAAAAAGCACGGCCAGCAGCUAUACCGACACAUCUACUUGGGCUGUAAGGAGCAGAGCAGCGGUCGGCUACACUACGAGUCCCUCUUCGCUCUGUUGGGUCUCCUCAGCGUGGAGCUGGCUAAUGAAGAAGUGGUGGUGGACCUCAUUCGCCUGGCACUCGCCUUGCAGGACCUGGCUUUGUCCACUGACGAGCCUCUGCCCGUUUAUAACCGCUGUGCUGUUCAUGCGCUCGCCGCUGCCUACCUCAACCUCAUCUGCCAGCUCACCACCGUCCCAGCCUUCUGCCAGCACAUACACGAGGUAAUUGAGGUGAGACAGAAAGAAAGUCCCUACCUUUUGCCUGAGGAUGUCUUCGUUGAUAAUCCCAAGCCGCCUUCCUCACUGGAGAAGGUAGAGGGGGAUGUUUUGUUCCUCCAGUCGAAGAUCACUGAGGUCCUCGGAGGUAGUGGCUAUAACACAGAUAGACUGGCUACGCCUUAUGUCCCCCAGUAUACUGAUGAGGACCGUCUGUCCAAGAGAAAGAGCAUUGGAGAGACCAUCUCACUGCAGGUGGAGGUGGAGUCCCGAAACAGUCCAGAGAAAGAGGAGAGGACACCAGCAGAGGAGAUCACAUUUGAAACCCUGAAAAAUGCCAUCGUGGACAGCGUGGGUAUGGAAGAGCAGGAGAGGGAGCGGAGGAGACAAGUGGUGGAGAAGUUUCAGAAGGCCCCCUUCGAGGAGAUAGCUGCCCACUGUGGUGCAAGGGCCACACUACUGCAGAGCAAACUAAAUCAGAUCUUUGAGAUUACAAUCAGACCCCCGCCCAGCCCAUCUGGAACCAUUUCGUCCGGUUACGGCCAAAGCCAGAGUCGAUCUAUACCCAUCUACGAGAUGAAGUUUCCUGACCUCUGUGUGUACUAGACCAGAGAGCGAAGUUACAGAACUAUUUAACAUUUGAGUACAAGAAAGGGAUUUUGGGAGGGGUAACCGGUCCUCACUGUAAAGGCGUCUUGAUCAUAUAAUCAUAAAACCACAGGGGAAGAGGAGGAAACCAAAGUUGUUUGAAGCCAACUCAAGAACAAGCCACUUCUUGAUUAACUUAGUUGUCUGAAAUGGCAAUUCUUUUGCCCUGUGAUCGCAGCCAAAACAAGUCGGCUAAUGUCAAAAAAAUGCAGCAGUAAAACAAACAGUUCUCCUUAGAUGUCUGUAGAAACUCCACCGGUUGGAUUUUGAAAUUAGAAAUUGCCAUGAACUGUGAGGGGAAAAUUAAAGUGGCAGACUGAAAGUUAUUUUAUUGGCUUUAGAAUGAAUUGACUCACUCGUUGCAUGCCCUGUUACUGGACAUUUUUGAUAGCACUGCAAUUCUUGGACAUUCUUUUGACCUGUUUGUCCCUUACAGGGUGCCAUACUACCCUUGAUGACACAAUUAGAUGAUGAACUGAUCUUAAUAUUUAUAUUUUAUUUGUUUUCUUGUUUGUUGAUUUUAUGGAGAGGAAGAGCGUAUGUGAAUUAGAUGCAUUUUAAUUUUCCUGACACCGUAUUUUUGUGUAUGUUUGAAUGAAAUAUGGAUACAAAUAUAAACCUAAUCCUUUCCAUCUCCCAUGUUACUCAGCUCUUGAAUAUCUGACUUCAGUGUUUAAUAGUACUAUUCUUUUGUUUUGCCUUUUUAGUGUUAGCCAGAAGUGUUUUUUCUUUCAUGACAGGCAUUUAUUUCCUGCACCUAGUUUUUUUCUUCUAAUUAUUAUUUAGUUUUAAGUGGUUUAAAUGACAGAUAACUGUUGAUCUGUGUGCUAUCCUCCCAAAGUGAGUGUGCCUUACAGGUGACUCAAGUUGAAACAUAAACAGAAACACACACUGCGCCACAAUAAUGACCACACUAAACUUCUGAAGAUCUGAAGUGUUUACUGUGAUGUUUACCAGAUCAAACACUAAAAGAUAACUACGGAUCCUUUAUUUUUCUCCUUUCCAUAUGAAUGUGUAUAUACAGAGAAAUAUAUAAAUCUUUAAGAUGAUGUACAAAAUAGGGAUGUGUUUGUGUAUAUAUACUGUACAUUGAUUCUAAUUAUGGACUCCCACUGCACUGAUUGUGUCCGUAGAUAAGGGAGAAAGGUAUUAGUUAGUAUUUAUUAAAAAUAAGUAACCAGCAACAUCAACAUCAAAAAGGUGAAUUGACAAGGGUCUGAACAGCCCACAGUAGAAAUCUAAAUCAUCUUGAGGCCAGUAGAUCACACUAGUGAAGUUUGAAAGUGUCCUGCUUAAGAAUUAAUGAACCUGAAAUAAUCAACUUCCAUUUUUAACCACUGAUUUUGAGACAGGUUUUUAGCACUAGAAUCAUGACCUGUAUUGUUGCCAUUACAUUCUUAAUCCUGCUGGAAUAAGUUUGCACUCUGUUUUUACGCCAUACCGCUGCUGCUGCAGCCUACAAGCAGUGCACCUCAUUCAGCAAGAUUUAAUAAGUCUAAAAGCCAUUAUGUGUGCACAUACACAUAGGUAUAAAAACAAAGUAUAAUGGCAAUAAUUUGCCACUAGCCUGGCUAACAGCCCAACUGUUGGUAGCAGAUCCUUUUGUGUUUUAAAUCUGUUGUUGUUGUGGUGCUGUGAUGGUCACUUUUGUGAUGUUGUAAGAGAUCGACCCUCCCGCUUCUGUGAGUUAACUGCAUCGGACGUGAAACGAGCCGCAGCCAUCUUGUUUGAUGUAAACGACGGUGUAUGGUUUGUCCCUGAUUGUCGUGUCACAGUCCAGUUGGUUGUUUUAUCAUUUUUUACAAUGUAGUGUCCUCUGUAUGUAUAUUCAUGUUCACACAUGCCAGUGUAUCAGAUCUGUUCACGCUUCCCUCUUAACAAAGUGUCCUCUGUGUGUGUGUGUGUGUGUGUGUGUGUGUGUGUGUGUGUGUGUGUUCGUUCAUGCAUGCGUCUACAUGAACAUUCAUGCAGAUGUGUCUUUAUCGUCAUUAUCCAAGACCAAACUCUUCAAACACAGUUUACAGUCUUUGUCCAGUGACUCUUUCCAAUACGUUAACGAAGAACAAGCUAUUUCAGAGCAGUGUGCAGCUGUCUAAACCUUCCAGUGACAUUUUGUAAAAUUGUCAUUUCAGCGUCUUGCAACUUCGCAGUAAAGACUACUAGUGUGCUUGUUGUCAUUGCAUAGUGUAUUGUAAUAUUAACUGACGGUAAUCCAAUCUUACUUUUGCAAUUACAUGUCUGGUUAAUAGAUCUGUUUACAACGUAGUGCUGUAGGUCAAUUCUAUUCAUUCUGUGAACUUUGCACUUUAAAAACUGGAUUACCUAGUGACAAAGGCAGCUUUUACAUGGAGAAAAUGCCUUAUAAGUGUCAUACCUGACUUUGCAUGCUAGUGUUGCUGUAAUGUACAAUAAAUGUGUCUGUAACCAGAAAAUGUCUGAUCUGUUUUUGAUUUAUUUUGUUAUUGACGAUAGGGAAAGCCUGAUAAAGAAGAAUGUUUUCUAGUGAGAUCUGCCUGAGAUACAGGAAGCUGCGGACCAUCAUCAUCAUUAUCAUCAUCAUGCAGCGUAUGAAAAUAAUCUUAACCUUGAGUGCUCAGUUAUUUGCAGUGUUCAACACAGUAUUAAGCAAUUGUUCAGCUUCCUCAACUGUGCUUGUAGUGUUAUUCAUUUACUUGCCUGUAAUGGACUGUGUUUUGUUUACGUUACACUACUUCCAUCAGUACUGUGUAUUUGCCAUUUUCAUGCCUGUCAUCUAAUUGGGUGGUUUAUCAGAAUUAAAUCUGUGUAUUUUA